CCACCGAGGAAGCAACACGUGUGGCAGAGCAGUGUCAACAUGGGGAAAAGAAGGCAGAAGAACCAGCUUUUCACUAAUUUAUCCAAAAAACAGAAGAAGCACUUGAAGGAGUUUGGAGAGGAGCAUCCAUUCCACGACGUAGUUCAUGAAAGGCCUGAGAGGACUGAAGUAGUGGAGCUGCCGUCAAGCCCAGAACAAUCUGACGCCGAGCCCGAUGAGCUGGAAGAGGAGGAGGAGGAAGAACUAGAGGAGAAAACAGCCUACCAGAAGCUUCUUUCAACUCUAAGCCAAUCCACGAGCAACGCCCACACUGAAGAGGAGGAAAGCAGUGAUGAUGACGAGGAGGAAGAGGAGCUUCUUGGUGAAGUGGACAGUGAUGGAGAACAGGAUGGAAGUGAGGAAGGUGAUGAAGAGGCAGAGGAGGAACCUGCAGAUGGAGAUGAAGCUCUGACAGAAGUAGGAGGAGGGAAAGAAGACGAGGAGGAGAAGAAGGAGGCAGGAGAUGAAGAGUUUGUAGACAAAGAACACGAAUCUGAGUUCUGUCUGGAGACCAACUUCACGGGCGACGGAGAACAAGAUGACAGUGAAAACUCUGCACAACACCAGGACAAUAAUGACAUGUUUUUACAACAUUUGGACACAGAGAUUAGUGAAGAAGAUGUGCAGAAAAUAACAUCAGGCUGCAAAUCAAAGACUCAGAUUGUGUGGCCAAAACUGGGAACUCUGCUCUCUACUAGUCCCCUUGAGAACUUUGGUCCCAUCGGCUCUCAGAAAGACACAAACCUCCCAGUUUUCCACAAACUGUUGGAGACCCACUGGAAGGACCUGAACCAGACGUCCAAUCCUAAAGAGAUCAGCCCUCUGCAGCUGGAGCUUCUGGCCCUCAUGGGCUCCUACAGAGAUAUCUACUACCCAGAGACAUGUCCUCUAAACCAGGGGCCACAUGUGCGCAGUGCGUACUGCCUCCAUGUGCUCAACCAUGUACUGAAGGCAAAUUCACAGGUCCUGGCUCACAACACUCAGCUAAAAGAGCAGAAAACUAAAGCUGGAGCUGGAGUUGAGCCUCAGGAUGAACCCAGAGACCAAGGACUGACCAGGCCCAAGGUCCUGAUCCUCGUUCCGUUCCGGGGCGGUGCACUGAAAGUCGUCCAUACGCUCAUCAGCCUGCUGGAGACCAAAGGAAAGAAGAUUGAGGUCAGCAACAAGAAGAAGUUCAAGGAAGAGUUUGGAGAAGAGGCCGAGGGCAAACCGUCCAACCUGCAGAGACCAGAUGAUUACCACGCCAUCUUCUCGGGGAAUGUAGACGACCACUUCAGGAUAGGUAUCUCCAUCAUAAGGAGCAGCGUACGUCUCUACGCUCCCUUCUACUCCUCAGACAUCAUCGUUGCUUCUCCACUGGGCCUUCGCACGGUGCUGGGAGCAGAAGGAGAAAACAAGAGAGACUUUGACUUCCUGUCCUCCAUUGAGCUGCUGGUGGUGGACCAGGCAGAUGUUUUCCUCAUGCAGAACUGGGAACAUGUCCUGCAUGUGAUGAAGCACGUGAACCUGCAGCCGCUGGACUCUCAUGGAGUGGAUUUCUCCAGGGUGAGGAUGUGGAACCUGAACAACUGGGCCAGACAUUACAGGCAGACGCUGGUGUUCAGCUCCAUCCAAGACCCACAGAUCAACAACAUCCUCACCAAACUGUGUGUCAACUACCGUGGACAGAUCACCACAAAAAACAUGCCAAAAACGGGCUCCAUCUGCCAGGUCCUUGUUCAGCUGCCUCAUGUGUUCCAGAUGUUUUCCUCCGACAGCUUCAUGGACAAUGAUGCUCGGUUUCAGUUCUUUCUAGAUAAAGUGCUGCCUCAGUACCGGGACUCCGUCAUGUCCCACACACUGAUCUACGUCCCGUCUUACUUCGACUACGUCCGCUUACGCAACUACAUGAAGAAAGAGGAGAUGAACUUUGCCAGCAUCUGCGAGUAUUCCAGCAAGUCAGAGGUGUCUCGAGCCAGACACUUCUUCCAGAAAGGACAGAAACAGUUCGUUCUCUUCACCGAACGCUUCCACUUCUACAAGAGGUAUACCAUCAAAGGGAUCCAGAACCUGAUUUUUUAUGGACUGCCCUCCUACCCCCACUUCUACAGUGAGGUGUGCAACAUGCUGGCAGCGGGAGGUCAGGGGGAGGCGGCCAGCUGGACCUGCACCGCUCUCUACUCCCGCUACGACGCCCACAAACUGGCCGCCAUCACCGGCACCCAGCGAGCCGGACAGAUGCUGCACUCCAACAAGCCUGUUCACCUCUUUAUUACAGGAGAGGAAGACAAAGACUCCUGAUGGAGCAACAGGAACAGUGGGACCAACAGACUCAAAGAACGGGACGUAGCUGCUGUGGACAUUAAACUGGGUGCACUUCAGGAACACGUGCCACUUUCUGUUACAUCUGGAAGACAGCGUUUUCAUUGGGUGUCUUUGAUGUGUUAUCGCUGAGAGUUGCCAAGAAGCAUCACGCCAUGAAGCGAAGAGGCCAUAAAAGACUGUUGUGGUUACAUUAGAAUGCCAUAAUCACUGAUUAAAGUUCACAUGUGACCUGGAAGGGCAAAAGGUUUUCUGGAGUGUUUCAGUAAUUAAAAAAAUCAAAAAUCGAUUUUAAACCA
This is a messenger RNA of Acanthochromis polyacanthus (spiny chromis), 2639 nucleotides long. It is a transcript of the gene utp25, whose product is annotated as UTP25 small subunit processor component. The coding region runs from base 40 to 2319 and encodes 759 amino acids. Gene Ontology annotation, biological process: maturation of SSU-rRNA from tricistronic rRNA transcript (SSU-rRNA, 5.8S rRNA, LSU-rRNA). Gene Ontology annotation, cellular component: small-subunit processome; nucleolus. Lineage: Eukaryota; Metazoa; Chordata; Actinopteri; Pomacentridae. The transcript is spliced from 12 exons. The record is from RefSeq and is a predicted model, not a curated record. Gene Ontology annotation, molecular function: U3 snoRNA binding; rRNA binding.